CAGAGCUUACGUCAGAUCCUCCUCACGUCGAGGAGCAGGAGUUGUUAGCAUGUUAGUCGGCUAACGUUAGCCUGUCAACUAUCUAGCUUGGUCGUUUAAUGUUAGCAGACGUCUGCCCAGAUCGUCCUCACUGUAUAACGGAAUAGCCGUAAUCAUCAGUGCGUAAAUCACUCUUGUUUUGCUUUUCAAUGUGUUGUUUUGUAAAAACAACUUUAAUGGGAUAUAAACCGAGUUGCUAGCUCUGGUUGGCUAAUGUUAACGAAUUAAAUGAGCUUGUAUUUUAGAGAUAACGUUAGCAAGUCUACGAAACCAGUCUAAAUAUAAAAUGUUCUUCACAGUGAUAGACUUCAGUGCAGCUUAUCUAAACGUGACCAAGUCAACAAAGUUUAACAUUAAAUAAUGAAAGAAGUCGGAUUGUGUGUAACGUUACUGAAGUAUCUGGAGAAGGUCUGAGUUCCCAAGGCCUGUGCAUUGAAACAAUAACAUCCGUAUAGGCGUACCAGGCAGCAACUAUAACCCAUGCACGAGGCUCUAUCCUUGGUCCACGCGGCCAAUUGAACGCGCCGAGUGUGGAGGUAUGAGAAAUGGCCUGGAAGAGCAUAACUUAUCUUACUGAAACUAGCCAAUAGUAGUGUCAGUGUGUUUGUUAUUCUGUUAAAAGAAUGUACGUCUCUUGGGUUGAACUAGGCUGUUGUGAGAACAUGUAUUAUAUCCAUAAGAUAACGUCGCUGAGAUUCAUUUUAGCUAGUAACUUACGUGGCUGACGGUUAGCGUUAACGUACAGUACAGGCUUACUUGUGUUUUAAUGCUAGCUAGCAUAUUUUAGAAGUGUUGAUGGUUCGCAGGCAAACUGUCAUCCAAAUUAUUGACUAUCGGUCCCUCGCUAAUUUGUACCUGUAAACGGAGACUUAGCCUGCAACAACUAUAUAGUGGUCAGAUUUUGCACUAGGAUUCGGUUUAAUACUAAAUGGUCGCCUGUAACUAACUUCUAACUCAGAAAUUCCCAGUUCGAUAUCUGUAAAGUUGAGCUUUUCUGGCCGGUUGACAUUGUUAUCAAGCAGUUGUAGGGAGCUGCUUAGCUAGAAUGAAGGUGCAAGUGGACACAAGUCAGGCUGAAUCUGGUAGCUUUCCAGAUGUAUCUUCGCACCUCACGGUCUACCACAAGGACGUGACAGAGAACAUUGGUCCUAGACGCCUUGUGUUACACAGUUCUAAUGCUCUCUUUCUGCCCAAUGGGACCUCAGCUUCAGGCUCAGUGGUGGAUAACACAUCUCACUUAGACAUUAGGGAUGAACUGAGAGUAGUCUCAGAGGAUAGUAGAGCUUUAUCAGAAGUAUGCUCACAAAAUGCAUCCAGCGAUGAUGAUGACUUAAGCUAUGAAGUGCAACAAGCCAACAGGAUAUUCCACGAUUUCCUAUUAGAGAAACACAAGGCCAUCACUACUCCCCUUUGGAACCCAGUUGGUAUACAGGACCAAUCACUUGCAGACUCUGUGCAACAAGGAAUGUGCCUCAAGAGAAUAGAUGAAAAGUUUGUGAACCGGGAAUAUGACAGUAUCACAGACUUUGUGGCUGAUUUCAGGCUGAUGCUUGAGAACUGUUACAGGUAUCAUGGUGUUGACCACUGGAUCUCAAGACAGGCACAGAAAUUGGAGAUAAUCCUGGAACAGAAACUCACUCUGCUGUCAAGAGUCCUUCGGGAAAAAACUAGUCUAGCAGUAACAUCCAAAGGUCGUUUUGGCACAGAGGAUGAAAAGGGAUUGGUAGGCUCAUCUUCAAGACGUAGAUCUGCUCCCCGUAGCCUGGUUUCUGUAACUUUGGGAGGCAGUGAGUCCAUCAUGGUGCAGGCUCUUCGUUUAGAGGAGCAACAAAGAGCUAAAGAAGAGAAGAGGCAGCGAGAACAUGAGAAGAGAGAGGCAGAGGAGGCAUCAGCGAAGGAAGUGGUGGAGUGGGAGCAAAAUCUUCUUUCUCAGGCAGCUCCAUGGCCAGUUGAUACACUGUGGGAGCUUCCUGCUAUUGGUCACUUUCUUUGCCUUGCCCAGACAGCACUUAACCUUCCUGAGAUAAUCUUUUUUGAGCUGGAACGUUGCUUGCUCAUGCCACGCUGUAGCUCUUUCUUGGCCAAGAUCAUGACCUCAUUGCUUUCUCAGCCCUGCCGUAGGUCCACUCUCCACCGAAGGGCGCCCCUGACUUAUAGCCGCUGGGAAGCUGAGUUGCGUCAGCGAGUACUGGGCUGGUACCACUCCAUUGGCCAGGUAGAGAAUCAGGUCGCCCGUGCUGAGCAGUUGGGACUCUGCAACCAGUUUUUCAAGACACUUGGUGAGACAAGUCCUCUCGAGGAGGCAGCCUUUCAUCUGUUGCCACUUAACCAGCGUGUGUGGCUCCUGAAGGGGCUCUGUGAUAAUGUCUAUGAGACGCAGAGGGAAGUACAAGAUGCUGUGUUGGGACAACCCAUUCAUGAGUGCAGGGAGUCCAUCCUUGGAUAUGACAGCCAUGAGAAUGCCUAUAUUCACUUUCCGCAUUUCUGCGGAGCUGACCUACGGAUCUACUGCCAGAGUCCCUGCACAGCACCUGAUGCACGCCUACCCCCGAUCUGUGUGAGGAAGGUAAACAGUAACAGACCAGCCAAAACAUCUUUUGAUGAUGAAAAGUGUGACUAUGAAAAGCAAAGAGGAGUUUGCUUCAGAGAAGGGAGAGGGGAGAGAAUAGCUUACCUAGAUGAAGUUAAUGGUGUAGGAGAAGGCAAGGUUGAAGCCCAGCAAAAGAGACCCAGUGCCUUCUUGUUUAGCUGCAGAACAGACACUUGUGGGUCUUGGGCUGCCAAAGAGGAGCCAGGGGGUGUGGAGAACAGACUUCAGCUGACACAGGAUGCGGAGCCCUCUUCUGAAAGUGAGCCUCAACUCCAGGAGGGAAACCACUGCUUCACAGGGAAGUCCUCACCAAACUUCUCAGUCACACAGGAGGUCCAAGAGGGGUUAAUAAAACCUGGACAUUUGUGUUCUCAGGCAAACUUACUCCAUGUGAGACGCCAAGGCCCUUGCUCUGAAUGUUCCAGAACUGCAGGGAUGAGGUCAGAGUGUACUUCGUGCAAUUCUAAGAUCCGACUUGCUUCCCGCACCUCCAGGCUUGAUGAGCACGCAAACCAGCAGCAAAUGCACACACAGAAAAAGAAAAAGACAGUCAUGGAACUGAGGACCAAAAGUUGUCGAGGCAAAACAGGUUCAGUGAGGAAUGGACAGGUCAUAGCAGCCAAGAGCACCCUGCGAAAAGCAGCCUGCACUAUUAAGAAGAAGGACAAGAGGAAAAAGAGAAAGCUAGGGAAGAAAGUCAGAUCCAGAAGCAUGGCAAGAAAGAAGAAGAAAGAGGAUCUGUCAUUGCCGCUUGAUCCCACAUUCAAGUUGGUCUGUACCAGUUUGGAGGAAUUGAGGGAGCUCAUUAGUAAAACGGAAGAUGAGAUGGAUGAGUUGGAAAGCACAAAAAAGAAAUCUGGGAGGUGGCAUUACAGAAGAGAGGCUGUGAAAGAGCUACACAUCACUCUCAUUAGACUACUUAAUGAGCUGUCGCCAUGGGAACCAAAACUCAUCAAAGCCUUUCAGAAGAACAGGGUACGAUUGAAGAAGGACUAUGAUGAUUUCAGAAAACAUCCAGAUUAUGAUGUUUUUGUUAGAGAGGAAUUACUGGUGGAGGAGGAGGAGUUAAGGCCACACAAAUGUGUAAACUCCCCAAUGGAUUUCCCCAUGGAGACUGAUGAGAAUAACAAAGAGGAGAAACCUGGUGAUACAGCAGUUGAUGGACCACAGCAACUAGAGGCACAAACUAUGGGGUGCAUCGCUGUAGUCAGACGGGACCUCUUCCCUCUUACUGAGUACCAACCUUCCAUACAUAGCUCUAAACGCCGAACUUGCAAUAUUGAUGAGGAUCCCAAUCAAAACAAGAAGAUCAAGGUGAGCACAGAAGACAAAAUGGAAGACAAUCCCAGAAAUGAAAACUCCACUGCACCCAACCACCAGUUCUCUGAGACAAACCCUGCUUUGAACAUACCCAUGGCAGGUGUCCAUAGAGGCUACAAACCAAUUCAAGCAUUGCUUGCAAAGAGUGUGGGAAACAAAGUGACUUUAAUUCAACAAGCUCCAGCAAAGGCUAUUCAUCAUAUGAGCCAGUAUGAAAGCAAGGUUUCCCCUCUUGCACAGGCCAAUGAACUCCCACAAACCCCUCAAACUGAACUCCCUAAACCAGCCCCAUCUAUCAGGCUACCCAUCACAUCUAAAUCUGCAACCGUUCCUAGAAGUCCUUUGCAGAUGGUGUACAAGGUACCAGGGGGAUUGGGUCUUAUCAAGAGGGAUGGCAGUCCACUGAAGUUUACAGUCCAACCAGUGAUGGAUCAGAAAAAUGGAGAAAAAACAAUGCAGAAGGUAGUGAUCUUGCCUACAAAUAUGCUAAUUGAAAAAUCAGAAAACUGUGACUCCAUGGAACAAGAGAGAAGCCCUGGAUGUAAAAUGUCCUUCACUAACACUCCAGUCUUCAGUGUACCUGUUCAACAUGUAGCUCCACUUAAAGAUUCCCAAGAUAAGUGGGUGCCCUCUCCAUCAGUCUCCUUGAAUUUGCAUACUCCAUCUACAUUGACCUUACAGGGUAACAGACCUCUGAAAGUUGCAAAUUCAAAUAGGUCCCAUUUGGGUUUCAGUACAGAUCCAAGUCCUAGUGAAGCUGGCGACAUCAGGCAGGAGCUGAAGACUGUGUGCAUCAGAGAUUCACAAUCUAUUCUUGUCACAACCAGAGGUGGAAAUACUGGAGUUGUUAAAGUCCAGACUUCUGACACACCUGGUACAUUGGCUGCCAAUCCUGUUUUCACUCUUUCUCCACAAUUCCAGGCUCUCUUGGUGUCCACAUCUUCACCAUCUGUAGCAGUGCCCUUGUCAGCAGAAAACAUGACAAGUACCACAGUAUCUCAGCCUUCUACUCUAACAUUCACAUCUCCUUGUCUAGCAAACCCAGCUAAUGCCUCUUCGAGUUCCUCUAGCAUAGCUACUCAAAGUGUCAAUAGUAAUUGCAUGAUACCUGUUAUCUCACAAGCUAAUGCAAUAGUAUCAGCAGAAACUCGGCAGAUCACCCAGAGCAAACGUGUAAUCCAGGCACAUCCAGAACACAGGGUUACAGAUCGGAUUCCAUUGAAAAAGAUUUUCCUAGUUACUCCCUCAACUGGUGACUCUUCAAAGAACACUACACACUCCACUGUCACAUCUGUGCCACAAGGAUCAAGACUUAUGUUUAUUAGUCAGAAGUCUGUUCCAUCUCUCUCUCCAGUUAUCAUUCCAAAGCAGACUUUGUUUCCUGAGUCCUCAACUACAGGAUCAACUGCUGUCUCAAAUGCUGAAUCCAUAUAUCGAAAUCUUAACCAUACUGAUGGCAGCAGUGUAAUAACUGAGGACCCAGAUAUACCUCAUAGGUUGCAUACACUAUUGUCUACUGAUUCUCCAGUCCCCAGCAGCAAAUUUAGACUAUCUGAAGUAUCUACAAAGAUUUUUCCAGACUGUGUUUCCAGAGCAGUUGCAACAAGUUCAAGUAGUUUUGUAUUUGUUCCGAGUGUUACAAGUGGCAGUCUAAAGGCAAAUGCUGCAAGAAAAGCUCAUUCUAAUCGUUCUAGAAGUCCUUCACUUGUAUUGACUGCAGAUCAUCUAGUUCCACCGGAGCUCAGUUCUGCCAAACUGAAGGAUGUCCCUUCCUCAGUAGUGCCUCUUUCAGUCCCCAGUAUUUGCAAGACAGCAGUGCAGAGUUCAGUUAACUUUAAAAAAAAAGACCUUGGUCUGUUGGGAGCAUCACAUAUUCCUACCCCUGUAUCAACACAAUCCCCUCUUAAAUCUUCACCAGUGAUACCAUUCAGGGUUGUCCCCCCCCUUUCAGUGGGUAGGAGAACUGUGGUACAAACCGUUAACUCUGUUGCCUCUCAAACCUCCUCCAUUAGACCACCAGCUGAACCCAAAUCUUCAACUACACCCAUGCACCAGAAAAUAGUGAUAAACACUACUGCUCCUCUUGCUCCUGGCACCCAGAUCCUCAUCAACAAUGCUCGAUUUGUUGUGCCUGCCCAGGGUCUUGGACCUGGCAGUCAUGUUUUACUGAUUUCUAGCCCCUUGUCUGCUUCAGAACCUCGACAGACUGCUAAUCUAACCAAAGCAAUUCCUCCUACAGGGGGUAGUAUUCCUGUCUCUAUGCCAGUUUUACCAUCAUUGCAAGGACACAGAGUUUUGACAUCAAUAACCCAGUCCCCUCAUGCAGUGCUUAAACUACCUGCAUCUACUGCUGUAAAAGUGGGCCAACUAGGACCUGUGCCUGUUGCUCUUUGUCCACCAGCAACACCUGUGGGAGCAGCAUCAAGUUGCACUGCACAUAUUCCUCAUUUAUUAGGAGCAGCUGUGUCCACAGGGAAACAGAACAUGUCAAGUGCAUCGAAGUUUCCCUCUCUGUUGACCUCUGAAGGAAAUCUUUCAACUACUACAUCCAUUCAAGUAUUAACCAACAGUGUCACACAGAUGUCCACUGCACCCUCACAGAUACAAGGAAGCCCCUUUGCUACAGCAAAACAGUCCUCUUUGCAUAGACCAUCUGUGAGCACAGCACCUAAAACCCAUCUGGUGUCUAUGGUGGCUCCGUUAGGGACUGUAACCUCUGUAUCGACAACCGUUACUAUGCCUUUCGCAUGCAGCUCAACAUCUAGAAUGCAAGCGAUGCCUGUUGCUACAGUACGGCCUAUUGGUAGCAGUCUCAACAAAAGACAGGCAACACCAAUCACAACUGUGUCCCCGUCAAGCAGCGCAGUCAUUAUGGCCCCAUGUCAGCACAUUAGUCAUGUCACACCAAAAUCUGUUCCUGUGUCUGUGGUUCUAGCUAAUUAUUCACAGAAUGAGGGAAAGACUUCACUACAGAUGUCUGCUCCAUCUGCACUAACAAGCUUCUCACACAAUAGACUUAUGGUCAGUCCAGAUGGAGCCAUUUUGAACACCAUCAGAAAUGCUGCUCUUGCUACCAUACCUACUGUACCUGCAGCAGCGAAUGGCUUGGCCUUCACCACUUUAGGUGUUUUGCCACAGCCCACCCAAGCAGGACCCAACACAUGAAAAGGAGUAUGUGUAACAGACAGUAAAAUGAAACUUGUGUGGUGGAAAUAUCUAAACCCCCAAAUCUGACUGUUGAAGCAGAAGCAAAAAUGCCUCUCCAUGCACCAAGUGUAUAUGGACACAUUUAGGCAAACAGGUCUUACAUGUUAAUUAUUUUAUAAAAUAUACUCUGAUGCUUGAAAGAAUCAUGAGGCCAGUAACUUAUGUUAAACUGUGGUCAGGAUUUUUUUUAAAUUACAUUUAAUGUUAAGAAGUAGGACCCAUAUGUAAAACAUACAAAAUAUAGGGAGGAUUAUUUAAAAGUCCAUACACAGUCUUGAAAAUGAUUGCAUAGUUUCGAGAGACCCUGGCAUCUAUUUUCUUACUGUUUCAAUUUAGUGAACUUCAUGAUGUAUUUGUACUGAAAAUUAGUUAAUUUAUCUUUUAUGUAAGGCCUGUGUCUAACAGUAGACACACAAUUUCUGGAAAUGGGUUACAAGACUAUGUAAUCGUAUGCUCCUAAGGUUUCAAGUCACUAAAUGCCUAAGUAAAGUUAUUUAUUACUUUCUUUCAA
Sardina pilchardus (European sardine) is the source of this 7667-nucleotide messenger RNA. RefSeq lists its product as uncharacterized. Gene Ontology annotation, molecular function: protein binding. The record is from RefSeq and is a predicted model, not a curated record. Bases 1085 to 7114 code for a protein of 2009 amino acids. Lineage: Eukaryota; Metazoa; Chordata; Actinopteri; Clupeiformes; Clupeidae. The transcript has 8 exons.